AUGUCCUUUUGGUCUUCAGACAGAGACCCUGUUGCGGCUGCAAGUGUUCUCCGAGAUGUCGGUCGAGCACUGUCGGAGCUGGAUCUGGAGGGACUGGUGAAAGAACACACAGCUUUCCUGGAUAUUCUGAAAAGGUUACUGGAAGCUGUCCAAAAGAUUAUGAAGAGAGGUCUCUUCCCUCAUAGUCUCCAGGACGAUAUCGCAGCGAUAUGGAAAUCUCUUCUGAACACGGAAGUAGAGAUGGUAUCCUCCAUGGGCCUGAACGAAAGCGAAGUUAAAACCGAGGACAUGAAAUCCGUCACCUCCAAGUUCUAUAUGAAGAUCGCAUAUUACGAGCGCUUCUCCAGCAAAAUGAUAGCGCUACGGAAAGAAGUUGCAGUACCGCUGUCACGUCUUCAUAGCGGUGUUACAAUGAUCUUUUCUCAAAAUCCUUCCAGAUCCUGGGAAGCGAUUGAGAGAUGGACUGCUGAAAGCAAGCGAUACACUGAAAAUGGAUUAGUGCAUCAAAUUAAAGAGUGGUUGCGGCCUAAAUCUGAGGUCCAAGAUAUAUACCACGCGUACACCAACACCGUUCUCUCGCCCGAUUGCGACUGGUUUCUUUCUAAGAAAGAGUAUGUUGAUUGGUCCACCAAAUCCGUGAGGGGAGGCAAUCGCAUAUUGUGGAUCUCUGAAAUUCUCGGGGUAAGAAGAACGCAGGUAGCGGCAAGAGUCAUCGAGAAGCUCCGAGAAGAUGAGCGUACGGUAGCUUAUUUCUUCUCUAAGGAAACCUUCUCGAAAGGCGACGUUCGAAGUGUUAUUGCCACACUAUGUUGGCAGCUUCUCACUCAGUUCCCAGAAGAUAUUGGGCUACUAUCGGAAGUUUUCAACAAAGGUUGCGAGCCCAAUGAAAUUAACAUCCGGGGUUGUCUUCAGCGUAUGUGUCAAAAGAGACAUGCAAUAAUACUUCUGGACGGUUUUGAUCGGCGCUACUAUGGUUCAAUCCAGUGGGACCGGCUUGGUCUGUUCCUUGAAUCAUUGAGAUCCGUCUGUGAUAUUAUCGUUUUCGACACAGUGCUUCAAAGUAUCAAGUGGGACUUGACAUGUCAGGGUGAGAUUCCUCUGACCGUCGAGUGUGCAGACGAUUUCUGGAAGGAGAUGGAGAAGGUUCCCGCCCGAUACGUUGCAGGAUUAGAAGCAUCGGAUGAGAAGAUGGAGCAAGGAGUAAACGCCAAGAUCAGAGCAUAUGAGGACAUUGAAGAACAAGAUGUCCACUUUCCCGUCACAAGAGAAGAUCAAUAUCGAGUAUAUGCAAUGAUACGGGACAGAGCAAGUGGAUCGCGUCUACCAGCCUACGUCGCUCGACAAAUUAUUGAUCAAGCUGAAUACUGGGUCAAAUCAACUUUCGAGCGCCGUGAGCCACUUGAGACCAAUGCAGGGGAAGCCAAGAGGAACGUCCCAUACCUUCUCAGCGACCCCAUUGAUGGUGCAAGCCAUCUUCCUGUCCGCAAGAUUAUCAUCACCUGCAGUCAUGACGAAGUAUGGAGUGAGUAUCCAGACAAACACGGCAGUUACGAAGGCUCAGACGCGUAUUUCGAUUGUGUCGUACGAAAGUCAAACGGUGAUAUACGCGAACCUUGGUCUGGCCGCAGACACAUAUAUGAUGCUCCCCUCGGGACGCAACCAACGUUCUUUCGACUGAACCUGAUCGAGCCAGGCGACAAACUUGCGAUCUUACCUAAAGCUAUCGCCCCGAGGUGGAUUGACUUUGUUGAAACGGUGCGCAUUGAAAUCUUCUCGACGUUCAUUCUUGAGGAAAAGGAUGGGCACGACGGAGUACGCGGGUUCGAACAGAGAUAUACGAAGCUCUUGGCGCGGAUUAAGGAUGCCAGGAAGCAGGCCCGGUUGCCAACUGAUAAGCCAAAAGAUGUUGAACAGGCACUUCCAAGUACACGUUUCAAGAGGAAGUCAAAGUUGAGCAAUUGGAAUAGGCAGAGGACUUGCGGGGAAUCUCUCUACGGUGAUUUUGAAGAAAAGACACCGGGAUCUCUCGAUCGACUUGCCGCCCAACUAAAACAACGGUCUGGUCAAAGCUCACAGCAUGGUGCUUCUGCACCGAUACCACAACCAAAGAAAGCGCACACAAGACAAGCCCAGACAGUAGGGUACAAUAUGCCUGGAUCAGGCAGUAGUAGCUCCAAUGAUCCGAACAAUCUUGUGAGUAACGCAGUGUCAUCACAACUUAAUACUGUCAAGCCACCGCUAUCGACUGCCUUACAAUUGUGCAUUGAAACUGGAAAGUACAAGCUUGAAAUGAGUGAGCUCGCCCGCCCUAGUCUUACCGUCAGCGAUGGCGAACUCUUCGCAAAGAUACGAGAGAAAUAUGAAAGCACCCGUCACUCGAUACUCCCAACAUGGGCGCGGUUCAAGAAGCCAAAUAGAGCCAUCUUUGUGAAGGUCCGUCCCAGAUCUUCAUCACCAUUCAUACCCCAUGACUAA
Messenger RNA from Alternaria postmessia, 2475 nucleotides. RefSeq lists its product as uncharacterized. The record is from RefSeq and is a predicted model, not a curated record. Bases 1 to 2475 code for a protein of 824 amino acids. Lineage: Eukaryota; Fungi; Ascomycota; Dothideomycetes; Pleosporales; Pleosporaceae. The transcript is spliced from 2 exons.